AUGGAAGACCUGAGAUGCAAGGUCCUCCUUCCUAUCCAGAAGAGAAGAGUCUUAAGCUCGCCAGUUAAUGGAUCCAGGAGGAGAAAUCCAGCAGAGGGAUGUCCCCGUCCUCUGUAUUCCCAGGACUGUCCAGAAGAGACUGACAAUGCUCAGGGGGAAGAUCUGAAUAUAAUUACAGUGGAGUUUGAAGCAGAAGAAGAGCGGAUGAUGGGCGAUCCUCCACGUAGGAGUGAGGUGGAGGAGGACCUUCCAGUCCAUGUGACCACAGGAAACCCCAGUAAGAACUGUGAGAGGAACCUCAUGUUUCCACUAAACUAUAGAGCAGAAGGUGAAGAUAUCAAGCAGCGCUCUUCGGGAGGAAACCUCGUUAGACUUAACAUACAUUCAGGACCUCACGGAACAGAUGUGUCAUGUAAUCUAUUUAAUCAGAAGAAACCUCCCGAACGACCACAGGUUCUUACCACAAAUACAGGGCAGAAAGGAGGUAAAAAGUUUCAGUGUGAUGAGUGUGGAAGACAGUUUAACAAGCACUCAGGUCUUUUUUCACAUACAAGAACUCAUACAGGAGAGAAGCCAUUUCCAUGUUCAGAUUGUGGAAAAUGUUUUAAGCUGAAAUCAGAUCUUGUUAAACAUCAGAGAAUUCACACAGGAGAAAGACCAUAUUCAUGUUCAGUAUGUGGGAAAUGUUUUACUAUUAGAUCAAAUCUUGUUACACAUGAGAGAAUUCACACAGGCGAGAAGCCAUAUUCUUGUCCUCAGUGUGGGAAAUGUUUUGCCCGGAGCACAGUUCUUGUUAAACAUCAGCAAACUCACACAGGAGAGAAACCACAUCCGUGUUCAGUAUGUGGCAGAUGUUUUACAGAUAGAUCUAAUCUUGUUAAGCAUCAGCGAAUUCACACAGGAGAGAAGCCAUAUUCCUGUUCAGAUUGUGGAAAAUGUUUCAUGCUGAAAUCAGAACUUGUUAGACAUCAUAUAAAUCACACUGGAGAGAAGCCAUAUUCAUGUUCAGUAUGUGGGAAAUGUUUUACAGAUAAAUCAGAGCUUGUUACACAUCAGAGAAGUCACACAGGAGAGAAGCCAUAUUCAUGUUCAGUAUGUGGGAAAUGUUUUACAGAUAUAUCAGAGCUUGUUACACAUCAGAGAAGUCACACAGGAGAGAUGGCAUUUUGACAUUAUUAAUGUGAGGAAUGUUUUAAAAGUAAAAUCAAUUUAGAAACUCAUCAGAGAAUUCACACAGAGAAGAAACCAUAUUCUUGCUUGGAGUGUGGGACAUGGUAUAAGAUGAAAAGGUUUUGUAGCAUAUCAUUAAUCAGCCGAUACGAGGGUUUAUUUCUUGUGUGGAAUCAGCCUGGAUCUGCCAAAUACUCAAAUAAUAUUUAUGUGAGGGCAGCUGUGCUGUGGUCCAUGGAGGAGACAUGUUGUGGACAUGAGGAAGACAAGUAGAGCCUGGUCAGAGCAUUGGCGCUGAAUUGUCCUCAUAAACCUGGCUUCUUACCACUUAUUUUUAUCUGAUAUUCUGGUUAUAUAAAGUUAUCACCUAUCCACAGGAUACAGGAUUACUAUUAGAUCUGUGGGGGUCCUGCCACUGGGACCUCCAUUGAUUACAAGAAUGGGGGCCCCGUACCCCGUGGUGCCCCCCAGAAUGAAUUGCUGCUCCAAUUCAUUUUUAUGGGAGUUCUGGAGAUAGUCGAGUACAGUGCGCUCCAUCUCUGGACCUCCGAUAGAAAUGAAUGGACUGGCAGUGCAAAUGCCCAACUGGCUGCUCUGUUCAUUUUGGGGGGCACCACAGGGUAGAGGCCCCCGUUCUCAUAGUCAGUGGGGCUCCU
Bufo bufo (common toad) is the source of this 1826-nucleotide messenger RNA. Its product is annotated as gastrula zinc finger protein XlCGF17.1-like. Bases 1 to 1170 code for a protein of 389 amino acids. Gene Ontology annotation, molecular function: RNA polymerase II cis-regulatory region sequence-specific DNA binding; DNA-binding transcription factor activity. The transcript has 4 exons. The record is from RefSeq and is a predicted model, not a curated record. Lineage: Eukaryota; Metazoa; Chordata; Amphibia; Anura; Bufonidae. Gene Ontology annotation, biological process: regulation of transcription by RNA polymerase II.